CAAAGAAAGAAAAAGAAGAUGAGGGAGACACAUCCGAUACAGUAGAUGGCAGUAUGCACCUUUUACGAUGGUAGUGAUUUGCCAGUAAACACAAAGAAGAAUUUUAGCGAGAGAGACGAUGCCAGCAGCAGAGCGAUCACAUGGUGUCAACAAAGUUGUGGACAACAUCUGUAGGCUUUCACCAGAUUUGCUGGCUGAAGCAUGUCAGCAUGUUCUGACUUAUCUUCAAGGGCAGACUAGAGGAGUAGAUUCGGCUGAAAUUUCUGAUAGAUUUCAGAGAGCUGGAGUCAGACUUGACCAUGAAGCUGUACAGAACAUUAUCAGAUUUCUCUUGUUAACAUUCAGGUCAGCUGGGAAGAACAACCUCUCUGGGGACGACCUUGUGUCGAGUCUGGAAGGCAGUAACAAGUGGCCUAAAGCUUCCCAUCAGGUGUUCCACAGGUUGUGGAGUGAACAUGGUGCAUUAGUCCAUGCUCAGCAGGAGGUCCAGGCCAUGCUCAGCAUCAGCCAGUUAGUGGACAUGCAGUGGAAGCUUGGGAUGGCAGUGAGCUCCGACACCUGCCGAUCACUCAGCUCCCCAUAUGUGUCUCUACUGCUGAAGAUCGUUGAGCCCUCUGGACAGAUUUACCAGCGGUCAUUUGAGAUGACCAUUCCACAGUUCCAGAACUUUCACAAGCAGUUCAAGGAGAUGGCAGCAGUUAUGGAGACUGUAUGAUGGUUGCAAGUACUCCUAAGUGUUUGUCGCAGUUUCACCCCCUGCUUACAUGUAAUCAGUGAAGGAACAGCUUGACAUGUGUUUGUCUGCUGGCUGUUCCAGUUGUCUGCUUUGCACUUCAAUUUUUCAUUCCACCUGCAUGAAGGUUAUAAUGUUGUCGGUUUUUGGUGCUGUUUUGCAUUAUAUAGAAAGGUGUUUCUGUUUAGCCAACACUCACCGAUAGUGACAGGUCUUUCUAUUAUUGUGUCCACCCCAUUCAUAACACAAUAUAAUUCAACAGCACCACAAAGUACAGCCUAAGACUGAACACUAACCUUUGUGAAGUAGGAUUUAUUGCAGGACUGCUGUAUUAAGACUGGGUUAGUAUUAGCUAGGUGUACCUGUCAUCUACACUACUAAUACUGCAAAAUUGUGCUUCAUUUGUUACAAAAUGUCUAACAUUAAUAUGCUAUACUUCAGUUCACCUGUGGUUUUGUACAGCUGCUGCCUAGGUUGCUGGAUUGUUUAUCUAGGGUACGGGGUUGUGCUUAGCCCACAACAUAAAAUCCUGUAGACUAUAUAGUUUCAGUAAGUGGCUAAAUUUUCAUAUAAACUUUGCAGUACAGUUUUUAGUUUGAAAAGCUAAAUGGUCCAUGUGAACUUUUUACAGUCCUUGUGCUUUUUUGUUAAUGUUAAUAAAUCAUGAAGACUUUCUUUA
Micropterus dolomieu (smallmouth bass) is the source of this 1412-nucleotide messenger RNA. RefSeq names its product COMM domain containing 6 (gene commd6). The coding region runs from base 119 to 715 and encodes 198 amino acids. The record is from RefSeq and is a predicted model, not a curated record. NCBI's taxonomy places the organism in Eukaryota, Metazoa, Chordata, Actinopteri, Centrarchiformes, Centrarchidae. Gene Ontology annotation, molecular function: NF-kappaB binding. The transcript has 7 exons.